This is a messenger RNA of Schistocerca piceifrons (Central American locust), 2806 nucleotides long. RefSeq names its product trifunctional nucleotide phosphoesterase protein YfkN. The coding region runs from base 168 to 2141 and encodes 657 amino acids. Gene Ontology annotation, molecular function: hydrolase activity. NCBI's taxonomy places the organism in Eukaryota, Metazoa, Arthropoda, Insecta, Orthoptera, Acrididae. Gene Ontology annotation, biological process: nucleotide catabolic process. The transcript is spliced from 13 exons. The record is from RefSeq and is a predicted model, not a curated record.
UUUCAAACAAUUUAGUACUUACGUUUAUGGGAGAGUGUAUAUUACGAAUUGUCAAGGGAUAGUUGGUUGUCAGUUUGCGUCUAACAGAACUCUCGCAUCCAAAAUAAAGAUACUUAUCAAUUCAGCAUUAAAUUUUAUCAUUAAAAAUUUGGAAGCUGCACCUCAGAAUGGCAGGCUUUGCUGCUCAGGCAGCAUUGAGGUCAAAGUGGAGUAAUUUGGUUGAGUCUUCCUCAUUUGAUGUACCUGGAGAGGUUUCGUCGGGUGUGAGAAGUGUUGUUGGAUGGCUGAAACAGGCGUCUCUAGAGGUACGCCAGGCAGGUCGGAGAACACUCACUACCUUGUCAGGUGGAGCUAUGGCUACUUCUCCCAUUACGAUUCUGCAUUAUAAUGAUGUAUAUAACAUCGAGUCCAGAGCAACGGAACCAGUGGGAGGAGCAGCAAGAUUCUGUACUGCAAUUAAAUCUUUCAGCCAUCUUAAUCCAUUAGUGCUGUUCAGUGGUGAUAUAUUUUCUCCAAGCAUGCUGAGUUCCUUCACAAAAGGAGAGCAGAUGGUUCCAGUCCUGAACGAGUGUGGCACACAUUGUGCUGUAUUUGGAAACCAUGAUUUUGAUUUUGGACUAGAAGUUCUUGGUGAAUUGGUGAAUCAGACUACUUUUCCAUGGCUGAUGUCAAAUGUUAUUGAUCAAGAGACUGGGAGGCCUUUGGGAGAUGGCCGAAUAACAUAUGUUGUUGACUGGAAUGGGAAGAGAAUAGGACUUGUUGGUCUUGUGGAAAAGGAGUGGCUGGACACACUUGCGACUAUAAACCCAGAAGAAGUAACAUUCCUUGAUUUUGUGGAAGCAGGCAAGAAAUUAGGAGCUCAGCUGAAGCAGGAGGGUUGUGACUAUGUUAUAGCACUCACUCAUAUGAGAAUGCCAAAUGAUAUUAAACUUGCUGAAGCUGUUGAAGAAAUUGAUUUGAUUCUGGGAGGACAUGAUCACAUUUAUGACAUUAGACAGGUGAAUGGUAAAUAUGUUGUGAAAAGUGGGACAGAUUUUCGGCAAUUUUCAAAAAUCACUGUUACAUUUGAUAAAAACAAUAUUGAUGUUAACGUAGAAGAGAUUAAUGUUUCCUCUGAAUAUUGUGAGGAUGCUAUAUUGUCCAAAGCUUUGGAGAAAUAUUCAAGUAUCAUGGAAGGUAAAAUGGAUGAAGUUUUAGGAUCAUUUGCUGUUCCACUGGAUGGCAGAUUUGAAAGUGUACGAACUUGCGAGACCAAUUUGGGCAACUGGGUAUGUGAUGUUGUGUUAGCUGCAACUGGUGCUGAUCUGGUUUUAUUGAAUUCAGGAACAUUCAGGUCAGAUAUGAUCCACCCAGCAGGACCAUUUACUAUGAGAGAACUUGUUGCUGUAAUACCUAUGAUGGAUCCGUUACUAGUUCUUUCUGUCACAGGAAAUGAUAUACUCAGAGCACUGGAGAAUGGUGUUUCAAACUAUCCAAAGCUAGAGGGAAGAUUUCCUCAAGUAGCUGGUCUAAGCUUCGCUUUUGACCCAUCCAAAGCAGCGGGGCAGAGAGUAGAUCCUCAGCUGGUGCGCAUUGGAGAUGAGUACCUGAUUCCAGAUCAGCAUUAUCGCCUUGCAACAAAGUCUUACCUUUAUUCUGGCUGUGAUGGAUACACCAUGUUUAAAGAUGCCAAAAUAGUGGUAGAUGAAGAUGAAUGUCCUGAAUUGGGUUUAGCAAUUCAGAAUCACUUCCAUGCCAUAAAUAUGCGCCUGGGCAAAACUAAACGACAUUCAAAACACCGACAAAGCCUUGUCACAUUGUCUCGCAGACACAGUCUAGUAAAAAUGUUGGAUGGUGGUGAACUGGAUGGACCUACACCACUCCGCCGCUCAACUACUGUAGAUGUAGGCUCUGGUGAAGGGCCUCGACACUCCCCGAGUCCACCUCCUCAACCACGUAACCGUCUAACUCGGCGUGCCAGUCUCGAUGAUCUAGAGCAUGAGUCCUGUCAAUUGAUGCCACGUGUUGAGGGUCGAAUAGUGAUCCUUACUGAUCAGAAGCGCCAGGAACUAUUAUUGGAGCGGAAGAGGCUCGAGGAAGACUCAGUAAUACCAGAAGUAGAAGAUGAAUGUUCACCUCAGGGAAGCAUUGAUCAGUCGUAGUUUAUAUACAAAUACUUAAAGACAUGUUAGUUCAGUAUGUGAUUAACUAUAAAUUUUAAUACAGAGGAGAAUUAAAUAAAUGACAAUGGCUGUGGACGUAUUGCACAUUUACUGUUGGACUCACUCAGUAUCUUUUUCCUUCUUUUGUACACAGUAUAUGUGGUACCACUGAUAAUACUCAAUGUAUAGGAUGUACAAUAUUUAAUAUAAUUUUAAUUUUAUUAUCUAUUUGACUACCUCCUUAAACUAGAUAGAUUUUGUUCCAAACUUCAGUUUUUGAAACAUUUUCUAGGUAACUGAUGGUGCUGUGUGUUAUAAUCGUACAUUAAAUUGUCAAAUUAUGCUAAUGUUUACCAGUAUUCUUGUACAAAAAUCUUGCACUUGAAAUCCUAAGUGCCAGAAAUUGCCAUAAUUAUAUUAUUAUCACUGAUUCUUUUAUUUUAUCACUUUUAAUUUAUUAAUUGUAAAUAAUGUGUACAAACAAGAAAUAUUUUAUAUUUGUUUAAUAGUAGUUAGAGAGAAUCUAAAAUGUGAGAAAAAAAACAAAAUUGUGACCUAUUUGCUUGUGCAUAGACCUAUAUUGAAUUUUAAUUUCAAUUUGCUUUUGCAAUUUGGAACAUACAUGUAAAGCACAGUGGUAACAGUACAAAAUAUAUUUAUACCUU